UUCAGUUUUAUAGAGCGAGUCUCUCUGUGCCUUACCCUCUCAUGUCUCAACCAACCACUGCUCCAACCGCCGUCGCAGCUGCGUAGAAUUCGCCUCUCUCUAGUUUGCCUGCCCGAAGCCAUGGAGAAAGCACUUGUACAAGAGCAAAUGAGUGCUGCAAAUACAAAUUCAAAUUCAAACUCAAAUGCAAAUGCAAAUGCAGAAGCUAAAAAAAAGAACGACGACAAGAAGCUUAGAAGAAUGCCGAGCCCGCGUGAAAUGGUGUCUCACUACGAAAAACAGGGGAUGGAAACUCAAGAAGCCUCCCUCAAAGUGAUCAAGAACCUACAGGGAGCAGUAUUCAAGUUAUUGACAGAUAGUCGAAAGACCGACUCUCAGAACACAACCUCCAACCAGCUGGACACUCUCCAUUCUCGUCUCCUCCACCUCGAAUCCAAGCUCGACUCCAAGCCCGGCUACCCACAGGCAUUGGCGCUCGGCGUCGCCUCUUCUGGCAUUUGCAAUGCAGCGUGCCAAAUCUGGGAUUCGGUUCGCAGGGCCGGCUCUUAGCUGUUACAGGUACCUAUGCUUUAACUGCCUUAAAUCUUCAAUGCAUGCAUUUUCACAUCUUAGGAUAUAAUGUGGGAAAGCAUAAUAAUGCUAAGUUAAAAAAAUAAAUAGAUUGAUUUGCGAUUGAAAUAAUACUCCCUUCGU
Andrographis paniculata is the source of this 693-nucleotide messenger RNA. RefSeq lists its product as uncharacterized. The coding region runs from base 121 to 549 and encodes 142 amino acids. The record is from RefSeq and is a predicted model, not a curated record. The transcript is spliced from 2 exons. NCBI's taxonomy places the organism in Eukaryota, Viridiplantae, Streptophyta, Magnoliopsida, Lamiales, Acanthaceae.